Molecule: messenger RNA, 2514 nt
Organism: Salpingoeca rosetta
Lineage: Eukaryota; Choanoflagellata; Craspedida; Salpingoecidae
Product: SCY1 protein kinase
Exons: 19
Coding region: 1-2457 (818 amino acids)
Biological process (GO): protein phosphorylation
Molecular function (GO): ATP binding; protein kinase activity
Source: RefSeq, a predicted model, not a curated record
AUGUUCGCGUCGCUCAAGUCUCUGUUGUCUGGUGCUGGGGAUCCCAACUUCCCCUUCUCGCCCGGUGACGUGACCGACGCUGCCACAGAGAGCCGGCUAUGGACAAUGCGGCGCGGUACAGGCAAGGAUGGGAAGGAGGUGACCAUCUUCGAGUUGAACAAGAAGACCGCAACAGAGGAGCAGGUGAAAGCGGCACAGCACGCUGUAAAGCGCCUGAAGACUGUCCGGCACCCCAACGUGCUGACCUACCUCGGCGCUACAGAAACGGAGGCAGCGGUUCUGUUGGCGACGGAAGCGGUCACCCCCUUAUCCAAGGCGUUGGCAGAGGAAGACAACGAGCAGGGAAAGUCGUGGGGACUCUUCCAAAUCCUGAGUGCGAUUGCAUUCCUCUCAGAGAGCAAGCUUGUGCAUCGAAACUUGUGCUUGGAUGCAGUGUUUGUCAACCAAGAAGGCGACUGGAAGCUGGCCGGAUUUGAGCGCCUCGCACCGUCAGGCACCAACGUCAACGACCUGCCGCUGCCUGUCGCCGAGCAGUACAAGUGCCCCGAGGAUCUCAAGGGCCAGUCUGGCCGCGGCCAUCCAUGGUCUGCGGACAUGUGGGGGUUUGGAUGCCUCAUCUGGGAGGUGCACAGCGGACGAUUGAACGAUGCGACGCAGCUCAAGAACGUGGACGAUCUUCCUCGCUCCAUCAUCCCUCACUACGUCUCUCUCGUCAGUGCCAAUCCCCGCCAGCGCCCAAAGCCGGCGGUCCUGCUGAAGGAAGCGCGAGAGCCAGGCUCCUUCUUCAAGAACGACUUUGUUGACACCAACCUCUUCCUCGGCGAACUGGCAGUCAAGGACAAGGAGCAAGUGCAGUCCUUCUAUCAGCGCCUCCCCGACAUGAUUGAUGACUUCCCUCCAUCGCUGUGCAAGACAAAGCUGCUGCCACAACUCUUGCAAGCAUUCCAGUACGGCGGCGCCGGCAAUCUGCGUUCGUUCCAACUGACCAAGAGCGCCCACACGCGUUAUCAGGUGUUGGCGCCCAUGCUCAAGAUUGGGAAAAUGCUCGACGCAGAGGAGUACCAGCAACGGAUCGUGCCGAGUCUCGUGCAGCUGUUCGGCUCGCCCGACCGCGCCACACGCAUCUCGCUCCUGAAGAAGCUGCCAGACUUUAUUCAGUACCUCUCCAACCAAGUUGUUUCAAAGGACAUUUUCCCGCCUGUUGCCAACGGGUUCAACGACACCGUCCCCGCAGUGCGAGAAGAGGCGGACGAACGCCCCUCCAUCCGCACCAACACGACCAUCUGUCUUGGCAAAAUCGCACCGCACCUCAGCCCGGCCACGCGCGCGAAAGUUCUAGUCCCAGCGUUCCUCAGGGCGCUGAAGGAUCCAUUUGUACACACGCGCGCUGCGGGUGUGAUGGCGCUGCUGGCGACUGUUGAGUUUUAUUCGCCCAAAGUGUGCGCGGGCCGCAUCUUGCCCACCGUCGCCCCGCUUGCAGUCGACCAGGCAGGCGCCGUCAGAACACAAGUGUUGCGACUGAUCCGCACGCUUGUGGACCGUCUUGAAGAGAACAGCAAAACCCUCGCCAAGGAGGAAGAACAGCAGAAACAACAACAACAACAACAACAACAACAACAACAACAACAACAACAACAACAACAGCAGCAGGACACCCAGCAGGGCGGUCAAGGUCAGCCCGGUGAACAGCAGCAUCUUGCCAAGGGCGCGCAGGCGAUGUUUGGCUGGGCAAGCACAGCUGUUGGUGGCCUGGCAAAGCAAGCACUCUCUGGCCGAGGUGAGAGGGGAGCAGCAACAACAGCAGCAACAACAGCAGCAACAGCAACAGCGAGCAGGGGCACAGGCGCUGUGCAGGGGUCACAAGAGCGCGGGCUUGGUGCUGAUGAGGAUGAAGAUGAGGAUGACGAAUGGCACGACUGCGUGGAGCCGCCGUCUCGCUUGGAUGUGAUGCCUGCUGUUGGAGAGGAGCAAGGCAGUGAUGGGUGGGGUGAUGACGACAAUUGGAGUGACAUUGAUGGCGGUGACGCUGAUGAUGAUGGUGAUGGUGAUGGUGUUGGCGGUUUGAAGAAUUCUCAAUCGACACAGCACACGUCCUUGCACAUGGCCCGCGCCGCCAACGACGAUGCUGAUGGGUGGGGUGACGACGGAGAUGGGUGGGGUGAUGAUGACGAUGACAAUAGCGGAUGGGACGCCAUGGAGAACGACGAUGACGACGACGGCAGUGAUGCGGAAGCGCAGCGCCGGGAGCUUGAGCGCCAGGCCGCCGCUGAACGGCGCGCGCAGGAAAGGGAGCGCAGACGGCAGGAACGACUGCAGGCGCGGCAGGCCAAGUUGUCGUCAGGCACAGCAGGGGCAGGCGAUCGUGGUGGCAGCGGUGGCGGUGGCGGCGGCGGUGGCGGUGCGAUGAAGCUGACCCGCAAGAAGAAAGGCCUUGGCGCCGUCAAGAAGGUGGACUAGCGAGCAAGCAACGAAGAUCAGAGCAAGUGGACAUAAACGGCAACCCUUGCGUGUGUG